Halteromyces radiatus is the source of this 3138-nucleotide messenger RNA. Its product is annotated as armadillo-type protein. Bases 1 to 3138 code for a protein of 1045 amino acids. The record is from RefSeq and is a predicted model, not a curated record. NCBI's taxonomy places the organism in Eukaryota, Fungi, Mucoromycota, Mucoromycetes, Mucorales, Cunninghamellaceae. Gene Ontology annotation, molecular function: ATP hydrolysis activity; translation elongation factor activity; ATP binding. The transcript is spliced from 3 exons.
AUGCCGAUAACUACCAAGUCCGACGGUAUGACAGCAACAAGUAUUCAGAACAAAAAGGUUUUAAAUCAAGAUGUUAAGAAACUUCUCGAAAAAUUAUCUUCUAUUACUGGUGGAGAAGAUGAACGUUCCGCAGUUGCCAAGUCUUUGGUUUCAUAUAUUGAAAGUCAUGGUGGUGCAAAAUGUUUAGAUCAAACCAAGAUUAUUGAAGUAUUAGAAAAAGAUCUCCAAUCCAAAAAGAAUCAAGUUGCUCGGUUGAAUGCCAUUGAAACUAUUCAUACAAUGUUAUUAUCUGGUCCUAUUACUGAACCUUAUCUAGUUCCUUUUCUCUCUACUUUUUUGGAACUUCAAGCAGAUAAACAAGCUAUAGUCAAACAAAAAGCAGAAGAAAUUGCCAACAAGUUAUGUAUCAAGGUGAAUCCCCAUGCAACUGCCAUCAUUGUCCCUUAUCUUUUGAAAGGUUUGGAAAAUUCCUCCAAGUGGCAAACCAAGAUGCUCUCAUUACGUCUUUUGGAAUUAUUGGUCAAGACUCAUCCUGAACCCUUUUAUAUUACUAUCCCUGAAGUGAUUCCUGUUGUAUCUGGUUGUAUGUGGGAUACAAAAGCUGAUGUCAAGAAACAAGCCACUACUACUAUGGGUGUCAUUUGUGCAUUAAUAGAAAACAAGGAUAUUGAACGUUUUAUUCCUGCUGUCAUUGGUUGUAUUAAUCAUCCUGAAAAUGUACCUGAAACAAUUCAUCUUCUUGGUGCUACUACUUUUGUUCAUGAAGUUGAUACUGCUACUUUAUCUAUCAUGGUUCCUUUACUCAGUCGUGGUCUUCAAGAAAGAGCUACCCCUAUCAAACGCAAGUCAGCAUUGAUCAUUGACAAUAUGUGCAAACUAGUGGAUGACCCUGAAGUGGCUGCUCCUUUUUUACCUCUUCUCUUACCUGCCCUUGAAAAAGUACAAGAUAUGGUGGCUGAUCCUGAAUGUCGUGGUGUAGUUCAAAAAGCAUUAGUGACUUUGAAGAGUGCUGGUGGUAAUUCUUCUACAGAACAAAAACAACAAUCUGCUAUUAUUCUUUCCAAGCAAGAAAAAUCUGCCAAAGUCGAUACAGCAUUCAAGGCUCUUUUACCCAGCAAGGUGGAUGGCUCUUUGGAAGUAGUGGUACGCUAUAUCAAGGAUAUUGCAUUGAAUUUAUGUAUUGCCAAAAACUUUUUCAAGCAAGUCUGGAUUGAUUCUUUGGUCCCUUAUCUUUUGAUGCUUCCUAAUACUAAUAAAACUGAUGCUGAAGGUCUUGCUUCCAUGGCUUUAGACAAAUGUGAAGAAGCAGUGACUCCCAAGGAUACUGAAGAAGAUGAUGACGAAGGUGAAGAUUUGUGUAAAUGUGAAUUCUCACUUGCUUAUGGUGCCAAAAUCUUAUUGAAUCGUACUUCCUUACAUCUCAAACGUGGUCGUAGAUAUGGUCUUUGUGGUGCUAAUGGUUGUGGCAAGUCGACUUUGAUGCGUGCUAUUGCAAAUGAACAAGUAGAUGGAUUUCCACCCAAAUCAGAACUCAAGACAGUUUAUGUGGAACACGAUAUUGAUGGUUCUGAAGCAGAUACUCCAUUGAUUGACUUUAUUAUAUCUUCUCAAGGUGUAGAGACAAAGGAUCGUGAUCAAGUUCACAAGAUUUUGCGUGAAUAUGGAUUCACUGAAGAAAUGGUUACUUCUAUGCCUAUUGGUGCUCUUUCUGGUGGAUGGAAGAUGAAACUGGCUUUAGCUCGUGCUAUGUUAAUGAAUGCUGAUAUUUUGUUAUUGGAUGAACCUACUAAUCACUUGGAUGUGGUAAAUGUGGCUUGGUUGGAAAACUAUCUUCUUGGACUCAAGACUGUAACCUCCAUGAUUGUUUCUCAUGAUUCUGGUUUCUUAGAUCAUGUAUGUUCUGAUAUCAUUCAUUAUGAAGCCAAUUACAAACUCAAACGUUACCGUGGAAAUCUAUCAGAAUUCGUCAAGAAAGUCCCCAAGGCUGCAUCUUAUUAUUCUUUGGAAGCUUCUCAAAUUCAUUUUGCUUUUCCUGAACCUGGUUACUUAGAAGGCAUCAAAACAAAGGAACGUGCUAUCUUGAAAAUGAAGAAUGUUGAUUUCCAAUACCCUGGUACAAAUCGCAAGCAAUUGAUCAACAUUAGCAUGCAGUGUUCUUUAGCUUCUCGUGUUGCUGUCAUUGGUCCCAAUGGUGCUGGUAAAUCCACUUUGAUCAAGUUAUUGACUGGAGAAAUUGAAUCUGAUAUUGGAACAGUAUGGAAACAUCCCAACCUUCGUAUCGCUUAUGUGGCACAACAUGCUUUCCACCAUAUUGAAAAGCACUUGGAUAGCACACCAAAUGAAUAUAUUCAAUGGAGAUAUGCAACUGGAGAAGAUCGGGAAGAACUAGAAAAAGUAGAUCGUGUGAUCAAUGAAGAUGAAGAAAAACAAAUGAAUCAAACCUUUGUUAUUGAUGGAGAAAAACGCGUGGUGGAAGAUCUCGUUGGACGUCGAAAACUGAAACAGUCGUAUGAAUAUGAAGUAUCCUGGAAAGGUCGAUCUUCUGUGGACAAUACAUGGCUUUCACGACAAAAAUUAGAAAACAUGGGAUUUGCAAAAAAGAUUGCCGAAGUGGAUGCAUUGGAAGCGGCCAAGUUGGGAUUGAAUCGACCACUGACAUCCAAAGAAAUUGAAAAGCAUUUAACUGAAAUUGGAUUGGAACCUGAAUUCGCUACUCAUUCUCGUAUUCGUGGUCUUUCUGGUGGACAAAAGGUCAAAUUGGUCAUCGGUGCUGCUAUGUGGAAUAAACCACACAUGUUGGUGUUGGAUGAACCUACUAAUUACCUGGAUCGUGAAUCUCUAGGUGCUUUGGCAACAGCAAUCAAGAACUAUGGCGGAGGUGUGGUCAUUGUCACUCACAACCGUGAAUUCUCUGAAGCCUUAUGUAGUGAAGUUUGGAAGGUAGAUAAUGGUGAACUAGUCGCUUCUGGUCACAAUUGGGUCUCUGGUAACGGCACUACCAAAAUUGAUGAAAAAGAAGACGAAGAUCAAGUUGAUGCUCAAGGAAAUACUGUCAAAGCUAAUAAGAAGAAAGUCAAACUUACUUCCAAGGAACUUCGAAAGAAGAAGAAGGAACGUAUGGAACGCCGAAAGAGGUAA